This is a messenger RNA of Bactrocera latifrons, 1359 nucleotides long. RefSeq lists its product as uncharacterized. NCBI's taxonomy places the organism in Eukaryota, Metazoa, Arthropoda, Insecta, Diptera, Tephritidae. Bases 1 to 1359 code for a protein of 452 amino acids. The record is from RefSeq and is a predicted model, not a curated record. The transcript is spliced from 2 exons.
AUGAACCGCAACGAAAUUUUUGAGCUGACUGUCGACGGUCUGAAGGAAAGGUUAGGCGACUCAGGGCUAUCGACUAUUGGACGGAAAGCGACACUACAAGACAGACUGAUGGAGCAUUUCGGCCUGACUGUGAGUGACGGUUCCGAAACUGAUGUGGAAGAGGUAGCAAACCAACGAAGUUUGCGUGAGGACUCAAUGACUUCGUUUAAAGGAACGAGACGUCCAAGUUUCGAACAAUGGCUUGAGGGUUUUGAGGCAAAUGCAUCAGCAGUACGUUGGAACGAGCUGCAGAAAUUCAUCUACGCAAAACAACUGUUGAAGAGUGCGGCAAAGAUUUUCAUAAGAAGCCAAAGAGGAAUAAGCAGUUGGAGUUCACUAAAACUAGCGCUGCGGCAGGAAUUUGAUGGCGCCGAGUUCAGGCAGAAGAAGGUGGAGGAAACGCCACAGAGCAAGGAGGAGGUGAAUACUGGAGCAGUAAGGAAAGAUCGCAGUGUUGGGUUAGCGAAGCCUAAGAAGUUUGAUGUGAAAUUAAACGUGGGCACAAGGCUGCAUGAAGAUGAGGAGCAGUAUAUGGAAGCCGUUAGGAAGUAUCGCAGAAAGAUCUCUAAUAGAAGGGCUUUGGAAGUACCAAACAAUGAGAGCGAGGGCGCUGUUGUGGCUAAGGAGCCGAGAGAGUUCAGGAUUUCAGAAGCGAGUUCUAAGGUGGUUUAUGAGACUGCGGAGAUUGGCACUAAUGCUAGGAACAACCCAGUUGAUGAAGGUGAUAACAGGAUUGUCCAACUAAGCGAAGAGUUUGGAACCCUGUGUAUGGUCGCAGGAAUGGAGAAGAUACCUGUGGGCGAAGUCGAUCUUUCACACCUCGACAAAGAGAAAGCAACUAUAGUAAGAAGAUUGGUAGCGAAUUAUAAGCCUACAGGCAAUUCGAAUUCGCCAGUAGAGAUGAAGAUMUUACUUUCAGAUGACACCCCAGUAUAUGAAAAUCCCAGACGGAUGUCAUACACCGAUAGACAGGAGGUGGAUGAGCAAGUUAAGGAGUGGUUGAAGGAUGGGAUCAUUAAACCCAGUAAUUCAAAUUAUUCGUCACCAGUGGUGUUAGUUUCGAAAAAAGAUGGAAAGAAACGUUUGUGUUGCGGUUAUCGGCGAUUAAACACAAAGAUAGUUCGCGAUAACUUCGCGAUGCCAAAUAUCGACGACGUUAUCGAAAAGUUACAGGGUGCUAAUAUUUUUACAACACUAGACCUUAGCAAUGGAUUUUGCCAUGUCCCAGUGGAGGCUACCUCCAGGAAUUACACCGCAUUCGUUACAUACAACGGACAAUAUGAAUUCGAAUACGUGCCUUUUGGCAUAUCGAAUUCGUAG